UCGAGAUGGCGUCACUCCUUGUGCUUUUUAUUAUUUUCGAAUUUGUAUCGUGCAGUGAAAAUAGACGUGAUACAGUCCUUGAUCAUAUUAAUAAUGGCUUUAAAAUUGCAAAGGAUUUUCUUGGUUCCGAGUCCGUAGCAAUGAAAGUCGCAGAUUUUGUAGUUCGAGCAUUUCAAACAAAUCAAAAACAGCCACACUUCAGCGGCCCAGGGAGUAGUUUCUCUUCAGAAGAGUCCAGAGAAAAAUACCAAAAUGACAUUAAUGAGGCACCACAGCUUAUGUCUCCUUGGCGGCAUUUGAUUAAGUUGUUCGGUCUUCAAACAAAUCAAAUAAGUGCGGUGGCAGUGAAUGCACUUAUUUUUAUUGCACAAAUGAUAACGACGUUUUUAUCCGGCCCAAAACAACCAAGUCGCCAGCGCUCUAAUGAUUUCUCUUCCUAUAUAUUAGAAAAGAACUCAAAACAUCUUCAAAACCUUAUAGCUGCUGCAAAAAACGAAUCUCUGCCAGAUUCCCUAGAAGAUCUUAUAAAUGAACCACAGGAGGACAUUUCAUGUAUAAAAUUACUGUUCUGCAAAAUAACUCCAUUUGUUAGCAAAAUGCAGCAAUCAGUGUUUGGUGAGAAAUUACCAAAAACGGAAUUGCGUGGAUCAGCCGUGUUUUACCGCCAUCUACCGCCGCAAGAUAAAAUUGAAGAAAAAAGCGACAUCUGUGAACGCCGAUACAAGGAGUGUGAUUUGCAUGAAUAAAUUUAAAACUGUAAUAAUUGUAUUUGAAAUAAAUACUUACAUUUUGAAAACUUAAUUAAAAUAAUAGAAUAAGACUCUAAAUACCACCCAUUGGUCAUUGGCUUUAUUAUAUAUGUAAUAAGGUUAUUAUAUACCACUCCUUCUCGAAAUAAAAACUCAGUUUGGUUUCUGCAAUAAAAACAGAUUCAUUUAUUUAUUUUCUGUUUACAAGAUAAAAUUACAAAAGACAGUUAGAAAUAGUCUUACCUGCAAUAAAAACAGAAAACAACAUUAAAAGUUUUUACUCCAGGUGAUUUACUUAUUAUUCCUUAUUAAAAUUAAUAACCUUUAAACCAAUAAUUGAAAUCUUCAAUGUUCGAUAUUUUUAGGUUAGAAUCCCGACCAUCGAGUAUUCAUGUUUUACCAUCGAUAACCCGAGUCUAUCACUCUGUGCGAAACGCGGCAAAUUCAAACAUAAAGAUGAUUACGUCUCAUAUAAAUGAGAGUCGUUAUU
This is a messenger RNA of Pieris rapae (cabbage white), 1239 nucleotides long. RefSeq lists its product as uncharacterized. NCBI's taxonomy places the organism in Eukaryota, Metazoa, Arthropoda, Insecta, Lepidoptera, Pieridae. The record is from RefSeq and is a predicted model, not a curated record. The coding region runs from base 6 to 746 and encodes 246 amino acids. The transcript has 3 exons.